Molecule: messenger RNA, 690 nt
Organism: Lachancea dasiensis
Lineage: Eukaryota; Fungi; Ascomycota; Saccharomycetes; Saccharomycetales; Saccharomycetaceae
Source: the annotation of a GenBank genome assembly
AUGACUAAAGACAUCCCCUUUUACAGCACAAAUGAAGAUGGCAAUCUUCUGCGUGUAUUCCUCGUCAGACAUGGCCAAACGGCCGAAAAUUCGCAAAAGAUCCUACAGGGCCACCUUGACACAAAUCUGAACGAUGUUGGAAUCGAGCAAGCACAGAAGCUUGGCCAGUAUCUUUUCCAAGAGCGAAAAGUAAGGCUCGAUCGGGUAUACAGCAGUGAUCUGAAACGAUGCCAACAAACAACCGGCCAGAUGCUCGAUAAGUGCUCAGGUGAAAGGCCAGAAGUGAAGCUUGAUUCCGGUCUCAGGGAACGCUCCAUGGGAGAAAUUCAGGGCAUGUAUCUAAGUGAUGCUGAGGACUAUGCGGCAAAACACGGCAAAGCUUCUUUUCGCGAUUUUGGCGAGAAACCGCAAGAGUUUGAGCACCGGAUAACGGAAGCGGUCUCAAAGAUCACUGAAAAUUGUUCAGACGUACAAAAUAUUGCAAUCGUCAGUCAUGGAGGCUCUAUCCGCCAACUGCUGAAAUGGUUUGACUACACUGAGCACGACAUGCAUCGAAUCAUUGUAUUUAACACAUCUGUCACAAUCAUUGACUAUCGUAAGUCCAAACGCACCUAUGAAGUGAAGCGCGUUGGUAACACCCAACAUUUGGGCGAUGGAGAGUUCAUUGUAAGUGAUUUACGUUUGCGCUAA